CUUUAUAAAUUGAAGUAUCGAUAGAAAAUUAAAUCGAUAAAUUGAUUUCCUCCAGCGUUUUUGUGAAAAAAUAUUUUGAUUUGCUGUAAAGUACCGGUAUAAUCUAUCCCCUUAAAAAUGGGUACAAAACGUCGUAACAUCGAGGACGAGUUAUCGCGCUUCGAGGCGGAGAUCUCCAAGCCGCCUGCCCGUAAUCUCUUCGUACCUAACCAGGUGCGCCCAAUCAUUGCCGCCAAUACGUACCACAACGUUCAGCACAAGUUGCAGCAUCACCAGGGGAAUGGAGGAUCCAGAUUAACCGUGCCCCCUCCUCCGAUCCCGCCACCACCAACCUUCAUGUCAACCUUCGUCCCAACAGGCAGUGGAAGCGGCUCCUCCAGUUCCAAGCCGAUUACAGCAACGCCCGUGGUUCUCAGCAGUGCGCCCAAAUUGUAUCAGUGCCGACAGUCUGUGCACGUGCCCACCGUGGCCGCGGCCCCCUCCAUCGACAUUAAUGCCGUCUCCUUUGACGUGACACAGAAGUUAAAGAAGCUUAAGGCGGAAAAGUCCGGCCCUAAUCCCAUUGCAGAGGAGGCCAUUAAAGCUGCUCGCGCAUCUUCUGCACUGCAGUCCUUUCAGACAACGGAGCGCAAGAAGAAGGACCGUAAAACUGUGCGAAUCGCUGGUGGUAGCGUGUGGGAAGACACAUCACUGGCAGACUGGCCCGAUGAUGACUUCCGAAUAUUCUGUGGCGACCUGGGAAACGAUGUCAACGACGAAGUAUUGACUCGGACCUUUAAUAAGUUCCCCUCGUUUCAGCGGGCGCGGGUAGUCCGCGAUAAGCGGACGGGCAAAAGCAAGGGAUUCGGCUUUGUCAGCUUCCGUGAACCGGCCGACUUCAUACGGGCCAUGAAGGAGAUGGACGGUCGCUACGUAGGAAGUCGGCCCAUCAAGCUGCGAAAGAGCACCUGGCGUCAGCGCAGCCUGGACGUAGUCAAGAAAAAGGAACGCGAGAAACAGGUGCUGUUGCAGGCGUUCAACUCUAUGAACUGAAUCUGCGUAUGCAUCCCCUGUCCUUUAGGCUAGUUUCGGUCAUUUUGAAGUAGCAAAUUAGGUUUGGAUGUUGCUGCCAAAGAUGAGCAAUAAAUUUACUUUUAGCAA
Molecule: messenger RNA, 1140 nt
Organism: Drosophila eugracilis
Lineage: Eukaryota; Metazoa; Arthropoda; Insecta; Diptera; Drosophilidae
Product: RNA-binding protein 42
Exons: 1
Coding region: 118-1032 (304 amino acids)
Molecular function (GO): mRNA binding
Source: RefSeq, a predicted model, not a curated record